AUGGCGUUCAUGUACCCAUUCCACGCACCAGCUCUUCCAACAAAGUGGGAUGAUCCAAUAUGGUUGCAUGAAGUAUGUCCAUCUACGGAACACACACCGUUAUGUGGCGAGCAGUUGAGCAGAAAAGAAUUAACCCAGCGAGCUAGGGAUGAGAUGAGGUACAUCAACGACGCGUCAUGUGGACUUCGAGCAGAUGACAUGGACGAGGAAGGAUUACUUGAGUUCCGAUAUAAAAUUCUUCUUGCCGUUUUCACGGCAUAUUUCGCUGUUGAACAGCUUUUCAUGCCGACAUGGAUCGACCAAAUCAUCGACGUUAUAGGCACAAGAAAGAGGAUCGACCUGUCGGUGGCGUUGCAAACCAGCAGUCAUUACCUCGUGUGCAAGGAGUUGUGUUAUGGCAAUAUAGUCAGAUCCAAGAGUAACCAGGUGGUUUGCUAUCAGUUCACAGACUUCCCCAUCGAGAUGGACGACACUUCGUUCAAUAUCAUGGCGAGGUACACGGUGGGAUUACUGCAUGUGUCACGAUUCGACAUGAUAUUUGUUCGCGUGAAAUGGAUGGGCGUUCUGUGCCCUAACAUGUGUGCCAUGAUCUCGUUUGGGAGCACGGAAAAUGAGAUACGAAAAGCUGUCGAGGAAUGCGCUGAUAAUCUCGAGCGAUAUGAUCACCUAGGUACGUUUUAA
Messenger RNA from Cooperia oncophora, 681 nucleotides. The record is from the annotation of a GenBank genome assembly. NCBI's taxonomy places the organism in Eukaryota, Metazoa, Nematoda, Chromadorea, Rhabditida, Trichostrongylidae.